Molecule: messenger RNA, 1914 nt
Organism: Coffea arabica (coffee)
Lineage: Eukaryota; Viridiplantae; Streptophyta; Magnoliopsida; Gentianales; Rubiaceae
Biological process (GO): protein ubiquitination
Molecular function (GO): RNA-DNA hybrid ribonuclease activity; ubiquitin-protein transferase activity; nucleic acid binding
Source: RefSeq, a predicted model, not a curated record
AUGGCGAAGGCGUAUGAUAGGAUGUCAUGGGUGUUUAUUAUUAGAGUGUUGCGCCGCUUUGCAUUUGGAAAAAGGUUUAUCGAUAUAGUGUGGCGAUUGUUAUCAAAUGUCUGGUUCUCAGUGCUUGUUAAUGGAGUUCCAUAUGGCUUCUUCAAGUCUAGCCGGGGCCUUCAACAGGGCAAUUCCUUGUCGCCGGCCUUAUUUAUUAUUGGAGCUGAGGUUUUGUCCAGAGGAUUGAAUUUAUUAUAUUUCCAAUCGAAUUUUGUGGGUUAUAAAGUGCCAAGACACUGUCCUACCAUCUCUCAUUUAGCCUUUGCGGAUGACAUAAUAAUCUUUGCCAAUGGGUCGGCCUCUUCGUUAAAGAAAAUUAUGCUAGUGUUAGAGCUAUAUCAAAAGGCAUUGGGUCAAUUGAUGAACACUAGUAAGAGUGGGUUCCUGCUUCAUCCAAGUGUCCUAAUGGCUCGUCAGGGUAUCAUCGAACGAGUUACAAAAUUUUCGAGAAGAGGGUUCCCCAUUCGAUAUUUGGAACUUCCAUUGUAUACCGGCAAGUGUAAGGGAUCUUAUUUUGCGGAUCUGAGCCAGCGAAUGGUUGAUAAAGUCCUCUCCUGGAAAAUUCGGCUCUUGUUAUCGGGUUGGAAGAUCAUUUUGAUUAAGCACGUGCUUUCGAGUAUCCCCAUCUACCUCUUGGCUGCAGGGGUCAUGCCAAAAAAUAUAUUUCAUAUGACUGAGCAGGUAUGUGCAAAUUUCUUGUGGGGGACGACUAAAGAGUCUAGAAGGUUUCAUUGGGUGGGAUGGAGAGACUUAUGCUUCCCACUAGAGGAGGGUGGCAUUGGAUUUCGGUCGAUUGAUGACACUUAUAGAGCUUUCUCCUGCAAGUUGCGGUGGACCUUUAGGCAGAAUCUCUCACUGUGGGCUAUGUUCAUGCGAGCCAAAUAUUGUCAUGAUACUCACCCUUAUCAGGUUGCCCUGAGAUCUCCUAGUUCAGUAACAUGGCUCCGCAUGUUGGACAUUAGGGAAUUUGUGGAGUUAUUUAUACUUUGGAGACCUUAUAGUGAUUUUUGCCACUUCUGGUAUGACAACUGGACGGUGUCAGGUGCAUUAUAUCUUCGAGCGGAUGUGCAGGAUCAUUUGUCCUUCCAUGACUUUAUUGUGUGCGGGACAUGGGAUAGCCGCUUGUUGUCUCAUGUCAUUCUGCUUGAUUUAGUCCAGGUUGUGGUGAGCAUGCCGAUCCCUUGUAUUUCUUCGGUGCACAAGAUGGUAUGGACGACGUCAUCUUCUGGGAGUUUCUCAUUAUCCUCAACCCUCCAAGAGCUGCGACAGGCUAAACCCUCAUCCUUCAUGCUCAGUCAGGUUUGGCAUCCGCACAUCCCUCUAAAAAUUUCCUUCAUGAUGCGUUUGUUGCGGGGACGGUUGCCUUUGGAUGAUAUUUUAACCUGGUAUUGUGUUCACUUAUCGUCUAAAUGCUUUUGCUGUUUGGAGCCUAGUGUUGAAAUGCUACAGCACGUAUUCAUAUCGGGUGAUGUCGCAAAGCAAUUGAUGGUUGAGUCGGAUUCACUAGUGUUAAUAAAGAUUCUGAGGAACGAUGACCAAUGCCCAUGGACGAUUAGUUAUGAGAUCGAGCAGUGUUGCGAGUUCUCUCAGGGGAGUAUACAGUUCAAGCAUUGCUAUCGCGAGGCCAAUAAGGUUGCGGAUGUUCUAGCCAAUGUAGGGUGUGCCUUGGUUGAAUCGGAGGUAAUGCAAUCCCCCAUCACUGCUGCUGAUGGGUUUACAUACAAAGAAGCAGCCAUAAGAGCUUGGUUGGAUGGUGGGCAAGAGACUUCGCCAAUGAUGAACCUGUCACUUGAGCAUCAGAAUCUCGUGCCAAAUCCUGCCUUAAGAUCAGCUAUUCAAGAGUGGAUGGAGUCCUCAGCCUAA